Vitis vinifera (wine grape) is the source of this 633-nucleotide messenger RNA. RefSeq lists its product as uncharacterized. The transcript has a single exon. Bases 1 to 633 code for a protein of 210 amino acids. The record is from RefSeq and is a predicted model, not a curated record. Lineage: Eukaryota; Viridiplantae; Streptophyta; Magnoliopsida; Vitales; Vitaceae.
AUGGAAGAGUCAAGUCUCACAGUUGCACCAUCAAUUCUUGAUGGAGACAAUUAUGAAACUUGGGCUGUUAGAAUGACAGUUCAUCUACAAGCACUUGAUGUUUGGGAAGCAGUGGAAGAAAAUUAUGAAGUUCCUCCCCUGGGAGCCAAUCCAACUGUGGCUCAAAUGAAGUUGCAUAAAGAAAGAAGGACAAGAAAGGCUAAAGCGAAAGCUUGCUUGUUUGCUGCAGUUUCACCAUCAAUUUUCAUCAAAAUCAUGAAAAUUGAUUCAGCUGCAGAAAUUUGGGAGUAUCUCAAGGAGGAAUACAAAGGAGAUGAAAGAAUCAAGAACAUGCAGGUGAUGAACUUGAUUCGAGAAUUUGAAAUGAAGAAAAUGAGGGAGUCUGAUGCUGUUAAAGACUAUGCUGCACAACUUCUUUCAAUAGCAGACAAAGUUAGGCUGCUUGGAAAAGAAUUUUCCAAUGAGAAGAUUGUUCAAAAGAUAUUGGUUACACUUCCUGAGAAAUAUGAAGCUACAAUUUCCUCUUUGGAGAAUUCAAAAGAUCUGUCAACUAUUAGCUUGACAGAAUUAUUACAUUCCUUAGAGGCUGUAGAACAAAGAAGACUCAUGAGACAAGGAGAUACUGCAGAAUGA